Micromonas pusilla CCMP1545 is the source of this 1053-nucleotide messenger RNA. RefSeq lists its product as uncharacterized. The record is from RefSeq and is a predicted model, not a curated record. Gene Ontology annotation, molecular function: acyltransferase activity. The coding region runs from base 1 to 1053 and encodes 350 amino acids. The transcript has 4 exons. NCBI's taxonomy places the organism in Eukaryota, Viridiplantae, Chlorophyta, Mamiellophyceae, Mamiellales, Mamiellaceae.
AUGCGCGCGAGACGCGCCGACGCGCGCGGGGACGCGACAUCGCGCCCCGUCGCGCCGGGGAAAACGGUCCACGCGACGCCCGACGCGGAUAAACGCAGAGCGGACGCGGACGACGGACCGCGAACGACGACGACGACGACGACGACGACGACGGAACAGCUCGCGGCGCUGCCGUGCCAGGCCAAGCUCCGCGACUCGCCGUUCCCCGACACGUUCUCGCCGUUCCUCUCGCGCGUCGACGCCAUCACUCCGCGCGAGCUGUGCGUCGCGGCGCUCCUGUUCCCGCUCGCGUGCGCGCGCGCCGUCGCGCUCGUCGCGCACCUCGUCGCCUUCGCCGCCAUCUCCAAGCUCAAGCUCCUCGGUCUCCCGCGAGACGUCCAGCGCGGCGACGCGCCGACGCCGCGGUGGCGCGAGACGCUCUUCUACCUCGCGUUCCGAGCGCUCAUGACGUCGUGCCUGCUGCGCGUCGUGCGAUCAAACGAAAAGUGCGUCGGCGUGUUCAACCACGUCUCGUACCUCGACCCGUUCGUCCUCGUCGCCGCGCACGCCAGGGUCACGUCCAUCGCGAAGGCUGGCAUCGACGACAUGCCGCUGAUCGGCGACCUCGGCAAGGCGGUCGGGAUCCUUUGGUGUACACUACUUUUAGUCGCGCGCCGAGCCGAGUACCCUUUGCUCAUGAUCGCCCCGGAGGGCGUCACCACGAACGGCGACUCGGUCGUGAAGUUUCAGACCGGCGCGUUCGCGCCCGGGUGCGCGGUGCUGCCGGUGUUGAUUCGGUACCCGCGGAGAGCGGGCGCGUUCAGGCGCGUUCCGUACACGCGCGCGGAGGUGGAGAUCCUCCCGCCGCGCCGCCCGAGCGAGGAGGAAAAGAGGGACAAGGAGUUGUUCGCGUCGAACGUGCAGAGGGAGAUGGCGGCGGCGCUGGGCGUGCCCGCGGUGCGUCAGGACCUGUACGACUGCAAGGAGGUGAUGCGCGCGGGAUUCUGCGUGGAUCGGAGAGGGCGGCUGAUUCGCGCGGACCCGAGGACGGUGGCGGCGCGAGGGUGGGUGUGA